CAACAAUUUCACUCUGAUCUUAUGUGAGUUUAGUCGGGUGUGUAUGUGUCUGUGUGCGCUUACAUAUCAGUGCUCGUAUGUAGAGAUACGUUUGAACGACUAUUACCGCAGUGGAGGAGUACUCGAAAUAGUCUUAUUGGCGCAAUUACAGUUCAGUUCAAUUCUGUUAGAGCGACCGAGUAGUGGUUAAACGAAACAAAUAAAAAUUGCUUCAGGUGCGACACCAAAGUAAGCGAGUGGCUGGCUGGUUUUCUCGAUGAAAUUGAAAGCUAAACAAUAUAAAAAACAAAAAUAUCAAAUAGAAACAAAUUAACAAAUAUAAUAGAAAAUACUAAUCAGUAAAGCCUGAAACUCACGGGAUUCAAAUGAAAAACAAAACAACAAAAAUAACUGCAACUGACGGAACGGCACGAUAAUCACGGCGGAUGUGUUCCUUCAUGAUUUUAGCAAACUACAUAAGUUGAAGCCAACGUUAUAAGAAGAGCAUGACAAUGGAUAGGCAAACUGAGACUACGUUGUCGAUUAUUUGCCUAGUUUUAGGAUUUAUUAGCAAUGCGCCUAGCCUGGCCUUGCCCGACAAUGAUCGUAGCCUAUAUCCCGAUGAUUACUAUGACGAAUUGGAAACCAGCAGUGGGGCGCCAGAGCCUUUAAUAGACCCCCUGGGUACGGUGUUUGAGCCGCCAUAUUUUAUAAAAUCGGAAAUUGAAAUUUCGGCCUUACCAAAUAAAGAUGUUUUGUUACAUUGUGAUGUGCAAAAUUUUCACGCCAAUAAUGUCAUCAUGUGGUAUAAGGAUACCAUUGCCAUUGCCAGUGGUCAAUACUCAAUGAAUGACCGCUACGAGAGUCAGAAAAACAAUUCCUUGCUCUUGCGCCAAGCCCAACCCUCGGAUAGUGGCGACUAUUUCUGCACAAUUUUACCUCAAAAUAUAACACAAACUAUUAUUUUGAAUGUGGAAAAGACUUUAACAAUUUAUUGCGAUGGUCGUGAUGUAUUGGGGCGUCAAAUUACCUACAGACAAGGUGAAUCUCAUAGUUGUGAAUGCAAAACUCCCGGAAUGAAGUCUGGCAAAAUAAAAUGGUUUUGGAAUAAUUUACGUGCUGCUGAUGCCGACCUGCAAGUGGUUAAUAACAUCAUAAUGCUAGACAAUAUUGAUGCACAUCAUGCUGGUUUAUAUCAGUGUUUAGAUGAGGAUGGUUCCAAAAAUCCCCGCAAUGGCAAGUUUGAGCUAAUGGUCUAUUAUGCACCAAAAGUGACAACCCAUCGACAUCAUGUCAAUACGGAUAUUGGUGAAAAAGCUGAACUAUACUGUGAUUAUCGUGGUGAGCCAAUUGCCACCACACGUUGGAUGAAAAAUAAUAACAUAGUGGGUUAUUCGGAGAAACAUAUGUUAGGCCUUUCGGCAGAUAAAUUAUUCAAUCGCAGCACGUUGACAAUAUAUGAUGUAACUUUUGAUGAUUUGGGCGAAUACACGUGCUUGGCAGAGAAUACCAUAGGUUCCAGUGAGCUAAAAGUUCAAUUAAUUCUCGAACCCGAAAAGGGUCAAUUUGAAGAUAUUAAAAUUGACGGCAAUGUGGUAACAAUUUAUUGGCUGGUGCGAAGUCUUCAGCCUCUGUCGGAGGCAAUAAUCGAUUAUAAAAUGAACAGGUCUGUGACUUGGAGCACUGCAGCGAUGCUGCAUACACAUCGUCAUGAGGGCGGUAUAUGGAAAGUUACCCAUGAAAUGGUAUUAACGCCAGGAGAAUGGCAGACCCGCAUGAAGACCAAAAACACAAGGGGUUGGUCAAAAUUCUCAACGCCCUAUAUUAUUAAAAUAGAGGAUAAAGAAGGAGACAGUAUUGAUGAUUUUAUUCAUUCCAACGACAUCAUGGACACCAAUGAGAAAUUAGUCGUAGCUGGUUUUGGUGCAGGAGAGAAGAAAGCUAACUCAACAGAUGGCGCUGCUAACUUGACGAGAGCUAACCUCCUAUUACAAAGCCUAAUAUUAUUGCUUGCAGCGUUUACCAGUAGCAGACUCAUUACAAAUUGAUGGCCAUACAUCGAACAACAAACUAACUUUAUAAAUGUACAUGUUAUUAUUACUAUAAUUUAAAAAGCCAAAUAAAAUAUUCUAGUGCAAAUUAAAUUAAAAAGAAACAGAACAACCACAAAUAUACAACAUAAGACGCUUAUAAUAUAAUAAUAAUAGACAA
Molecule: messenger RNA, 2190 nt
Organism: Stomoxys calcitrans (stable fly)
Lineage: Eukaryota; Metazoa; Arthropoda; Insecta; Diptera; Muscidae
Product: limbic system-associated membrane protein
Exons: 8
Coding region: 486-2027 (513 amino acids)
Biological process (GO): synapse organization; homophilic cell-cell adhesion
Cellular component (GO): plasma membrane; neuronal cell body; axon
Molecular function (GO): axon guidance receptor activity
Source: RefSeq, a predicted model, not a curated record